AUGAAUAUCCAGGCGGUUGCCUUCUUUGUCUUCUUAUCAGCUCUGUGUGCUGGAAACAUUCAUCCCAUCACUGCCAGACUCAACAUCUACACCGGAGCUACGGGCGGGAAUGGGACCUUUACUUGUCAUUACCCGGGGCAUUUUAACAGGAUUUUCCUCUGUAAGGACGACUGCAAAGGAGAGAAUAUUCUUGUUGAAACAGAUGCUGAUUUGGCUGUGAAUGGCAGAUACAGUGUCCAAUACAGAAAAGAAAAGGGUGUCAAAUCGGUGAGCGCUUUGAUCAUAACCAUCACAGACCUCAAGAAGUCCGACUCAGGGCGCUACAGUAGUGGGUUCGGAUGGGCCGACUACCCGCGAUUUCACUGUGAUGUUCAGGUCAGAGUCACUGAUGCGCCAGUUCAUGGAAAAUCUGGGUUUGCUUAUACGUAUGUUGAAGGAGAAACCAACACACAUGGAUGCCGCAGUGAUCCCCUCCCUGGAGGGUGGAAGUUCCUAUGCAGGGGCAACUGUGUUAAAGAAGAAGACAUUCUUGUUGAAACCAAUGGCAACGCCGCUCAGAGAGGCAGAUUCAGCCUUGAGUAUAGCACACGUUCCCUAUUUGGACUGGAGAUGACCAUCUCAAACAUGACCAGGUCUGACACUGGAUGGUACAGGUGUGGUUAUGGCAGAGCGCUGACCUCAGAUUCAUACAACACCUUCCCUCUCAUCGUCAUUGCUGAUCCCAGUUCCACUGAGAGUCCCCCACUGACGACUGAGAAGACUUCUACUGAUCCCAGUUCCACUGAGAGUCCCCCACUGACGACUGAGAAGACUUCUGCUGAUCCCAGUUCCACUGAGAGUCCCCCACUGACGACUGAGACAACUUCUGACAGCUCCUGGCUCAUUUUUCAGAAUACACUACCUACAGGUCACCUCGUUCCUCUGGUCAUCUGUGUGUGUGUGGCUGGUGUGUUAAUGCUGAUCAUCCUCAUCCUCUACAUCCGCAAGAAAACCAGGAGCAACAGUUUGAUUUGA
Messenger RNA from Cheilinus undulatus (humphead wrasse), 1014 nucleotides. RefSeq lists its product as uncharacterized. NCBI's taxonomy places the organism in Eukaryota, Metazoa, Chordata, Actinopteri, Labriformes, Labridae. Bases 1 to 1014 code for a protein of 337 amino acids. The transcript has 7 exons. The record is from RefSeq and is a predicted model, not a curated record.